AUGCUUAUGAUUCCCACAAAAAAGAGAUGGGAGAGAAGUUUAUAUGGAAUUUCAUCCAACACAAGUUAUAACAAGAGGCUUUGUGGUUCAAGUCAUGGUUGGCUAGCUAAGGUGGAUUAUUGUUCUAAAGUUACCUCUAUAACACUCCUCAAUCCUUUUAAAGAUGCGGUUUCCAUCACUUCACCACCCAUCUACAUGAUAUAUGGGUAUAGAAGAAGAAAAGAUUAUGAGUAUGUUGUGCAUAAGAUUGUUUUAUCUGCUAAUCCUACAUUUAAGCCACGCGAUUAUGUAGUUGUAGCCAUUUAUAGUGUGUGGCGAUUUCUUGCUAUCCUAAGAGCUGGACAAAAGAAUUGGACUUAUAUCGAUGAUAUUCAUCGUCUCAUCAAUGAUGUUAUAUUCUAUAAAGGUUUAGUAUAUGCUAUGAGACUAAUAAAUUGA
This is a messenger RNA of Lathyrus oleraceus (garden pea), 438 nucleotides long. RefSeq names its product putative F-box protein At5g55150. Bases 1 to 438 code for a protein of 145 amino acids. The record is from RefSeq and is a predicted model, not a curated record. The transcript has a single exon. NCBI's taxonomy places the organism in Eukaryota, Viridiplantae, Streptophyta, Magnoliopsida, Fabales, Fabaceae.